CACGUAUACGCAUAUUGUGUUCCAAGCAUCUAGCGAGGUUCACCAUGCCAAGGAAGAACAACCCCGGAGAACAAGAGGGAGCGGACGAACUGAAGCACACGAAGAAGCUUAAGAAGUCGAAGAAAGCGAGGGAUCAAGAUCACAGAAAGAAGGCGCCGGUCUCCCCGGCAAGUCUACAAGAACCAUCUGAGAGAAAACAGGCGAUGACGGGGGAAACGGACUUGACAGCCGCCGUUAGUGCCCAGGGUUCAAAGCAUACAAACAGCGAGGCAUUACAGGAAGCUGACGUUGCUGAACCGAGUAAAGACACUAAGGCACCACUCAAUGCAGGUGCACCAAGUACAAACACCAUACCACAUGCGGAGCAGAAAGAUCAACUGCUACGACCGCUUGCCACGGAAGCUAGAAUACACAAGAAAGCAGCACGCAAGAGAGCAGAGGACGGUGAGAGGAACACAACUGAAGAAUCCAGCUACAUUCCGCCAAGUCCGCCCAAGAGAUUGUUUCCGGACAUUACAUGCCUUGCCCCGGAAGAGGCGAUGGAGGCCCUUCGAGACGACCAAGGGAGGUCCCAUUGGGUUGCGAGCAAAGAAAGCAACUUGACGGCUGAAGGAGUUCGUUUGGCGUCUGCCAUUGAUCGCUUAUCGAAAAAAUUAGAGGAGGACAAAGAGGCAGGAUUGGCGAAACAGAAAACCGCGCUCGGAAAAGAUUCCCCCCCAGUUGCUAAGGGGCCGGUGGAGAUGCCGAAGACGGAGAAAGAGCAUUUUCACUCACCGGUGUUGAGUCCAUUCAUCAAACUCCAUGCGAGGGUCUUCAAAGGAGACACGGGAGAGAACCUACAUCUGUCAGCUCGGGAACAAUUCACCGUUUGCGCGUCGAGCGUUAUCUUUCUCCUCCCUGUCGUCAUCGCCGUCGUGAUUAUCCUCAGGGUCAAAUACGUUCCUUCCACGGCGAUGGACUGCGGUAGCGGCGAGUGUUCCGCGGUCUUGCAAGACCUCAUGUCGCAGAUGGACCACAGCGUGGACCCCUGUUCUGACUUCUACAGCUACGUAUGCGGGAAAACUUACGAUAAUUCCAGCUUCAUCAAGCGCACUAUCAACGCUUUCAUUGAACAUCUUAAUUCUACCAUUAUGGAAUCUCCCAAAAUUGCUCCCUCUGACAACUACGGAAUGAACGUCAUGUUCAAAUUGUACAGGACGUGCUAUGAUUUCAUGACCGAUUCGAGCAUUACGUUCAGCCAAAUAACGAACAUCACCAGCAAGUUUCUGGACAUCGAUGUGGUUAUAGCGAGUAAAGAUAUCGCUGACCUCAUGCAGCAGCUUGUUCGUAUUUCUCUAUCGAAAGGGAUAUUUACCACCUUCAGCUUGCAGCUUCGAAAGAACGACACGCAUACGUACAUGUAUUUCGCAUCGGAAACAUCUAUACUGGAAAAGAUAACAGCAUUCAGCAAGUUAGACGACGACUUGGAGUCUUUCCUCUCUAAAGUCUUGGAAGGAACUCAAGGAAUCGACAACGUUACCACUUACGCUCGCAGCCUCGUAGAGCGCGACAAGAAAGUUCAUGACAUCUUAAAAACACCGUCUGAAUCAAAACAUCACUCUUUUGAAGAUCUUUCUCAGCUUCUAGCUUCAUCCCCUGCUGUUCUUCUCGGCUUGGUUAACAUGAUCCUUCUGCCAGAACGGCGAGUCCGUUCAGUCCACGAAACUGUGUACGCUAAGGGACUACAGCAGGCUUUCGCGAUACGUAGCUUAACUAUGAAGGGUGUCAUCUUGGAAUGGUCGCUGUACUACGCGGCACACCUCAUUGCCACCGUCCUUCGUUAUCGCGACGUAAGACCCACCUUACCGAUGACGACUGCUCGCGUUUGCCUUGGACUAACUCGCAACGUCUUAACUCAUACUUGGCCCUACCUCGUCAACAACGCAGUUGUGUCGCGCAAGACACCACAGAAAGUCUCCCAGAUUGGAAAUUACCUAAGAAUGACUAUACAUUCAGAAAGAAUGAACAGUUGGUUGGAUGACGGUACGCGAAGGACGAUGGAAACGACACUGAAUAAUUUUCGCAUCAUAAGCUAUCAAGAUGAAGACCUAAAACGACUCAGAGGCGUAAGCUAUGCAACAUACUCGCCCGUUGAAGACAAUUUCGUCACAUUUUACCUGGGCCUCAAGGCUUUCGAAGCAUUGAUCCUUCAACAUGCUCCGCCGUCUGAAGAAACUUUCGCGCUUAGUAUUCACCAGCUUACUUCGAACCUAACUUUUGAUGAGACACUGAACGCCAUCGUUAUUCCCGCCGCCUACCAGUCUGGAUUGAUGAUCUACGUCAGCGACGCCAUCCCGUUCUACUUCAAUUAUGCCACUUUGGGCGUGCGUAUGACGCGAGAGAUGAUAAAGGGAGUUGGCUUACCAGAAGCGUGGACUGUAGCUACCGGUAGGAAGAUCGCCGCAUUUGUAGAAUGCAUUAAGCGAGUGCGCAGUACACUGGGUUUGCACGCGGUGGAUUCCCAGCAAGAGUACCUCUGGAACGUGAGCGCCUUUGCGUGGACGUACGCUGUUCAUUUGUCCUACGGUGCCGUCAGACACCUGAUCAAAGAGCGAGGCGAAAGUAUCUUUCAUAGUAACUGGCCAACCGCGCAGACAAUCUUCUUCAUUCGUUACUGUAUGAUGUUCUGCGGGGAUUCACAACAAGCGGACGGAGUACUAAUUGCAAAGGAGCAGUGUCUGCUACCGCUACGAGCGAAUCCGGAAUUCAUACACCAUUACAACUGUGAAGAAAAGGAAUGGUAUAGACAAAUUUCCUGUAUAUCCUCAAUGUUUUCGUGAUAUUUAGUGCACGGCAUGUGUGUCCUCCAGCCAUGGGAACGUUUAUCUACUUUCUUAUGUAAAGGAUGAAUAAAUCGAUAGCUCGGGAG
Ornithodoros turicata is the source of this 2908-nucleotide messenger RNA. RefSeq lists its product as uncharacterized. The record is from RefSeq and is a predicted model, not a curated record. Gene Ontology annotation, molecular function: metalloendopeptidase activity. Gene Ontology annotation, cellular component: plasma membrane. Gene Ontology annotation, biological process: protein processing. Bases 45 to 2819 code for a protein of 924 amino acids. The transcript is spliced from 4 exons. Lineage: Eukaryota; Metazoa; Arthropoda; Arachnida; Ixodida; Argasidae.